GAGAAGAGAAUACCCUCCUUGUUGAAAAAAAAAAGAAAAAAUGGGCAGGCCACCUUGUUGUGACAAGAUUGGUGUCAAAAAAGGGCCUUGGACUCCUGAAGAAGAUAUCAUUCUGGUUUCUUAUAUUCAGCAACAUGGUCCUGGCAAUUGGAGAGCUGUACCCACUAUUACAGGGUUGCUUAGAUGCAGCAAGAGUUGCAGGCUUAGAUGGACUAAUUACCUAAGGCCAGGCAUCAAAAGAGGGAGUUUUACAGAACAAGAAGAGAAAAUGAUAAUCCAUCUCCAAGCCCUUUUGGGUAACAGAUGGGCUGCAAUAGCUUCCUACCUUCCACAGAGAACAGACAAUGACAUUAAAAAUUACUGGAAUACCCAUUUGAAGAAGAAGCUGAAGAAGAUCCAAGAAGGCCAGUCUAGAGAUGGAUCAUCAUUAACGAACCCAGAUUCAGUUUCUAGAGGACAAUGGGAGAGGAGGCUCCAAACUGAUAUUGAAAUGGCUAAACAAGCACUCUGUGAGGCCUUGUCCCCUGACUUGAAACAACCAGGAGGACAUCAAGCAUCAACAUAUAUUUCAAGCACUGAAAACAUAGCAAAGUUGCUUCAAGGCUGGAUGAGAGAUUCUCCAAAAUCAUCUGGUGGAUCAUCAAUUCUCACUGAUGAACAGCAUUCACACAACAACAAGAACAAACCCAAGAUGGAUUAUGGCAGGGAGGAGAAAAAUGAGAUGGAAUCAUCAGAGGCUUUUGAGUCACUAUUUGGGUUUGAGUCUUUUGAUUCUUCAAAUUCUGAUCUUUCACAAUCUCUGUCUCCUGAUGAGGCCAGUAUUACUAUUUUCCAAGAUGAAAGCAAGCCACCACAUUCACAAGAACCACUGUCAUUGCUAGAGAAGUGGCUGUUUGAUGAAGGAACAGGCUCACAAGGGAAAGAUUGCUUCAGUGAUAUUAAGUUAGAUGAGAAUGUUGAUCUUUUUUGAAGAGAUUUUUGCUUUUAUUUGGGAUUCUUUGGGGGAUUAGAUGAUGAAGAUUAAGCUAAUUAAUUAUUAUAGUCGCUUCAUUGAUGAGAUGGUAAUGAUUAAUCAAUAGCAGUAGAAUGGAAGUGUUAAUACGAUGAAUCAUAUUAAUAUUUGAUGGAGAU
Messenger RNA from Tripterygium wilfordii, 1131 nucleotides. Its product is annotated as myb-related protein 306-like. NCBI's taxonomy places the organism in Eukaryota, Viridiplantae, Streptophyta, Magnoliopsida, Celastrales, Celastraceae. The transcript is spliced from 3 exons. The record is from RefSeq and is a predicted model, not a curated record. Gene Ontology annotation, biological process: response to auxin. The coding region runs from base 41 to 970 and encodes 309 amino acids.